GAUCCCCAUGAGAUCCUUUUGCAAGAUCCUGAGCCAUGGGCUAUUCCCACAGAGGACUACCUAACGGAUCUGGACUACGCGUUCGACGGCCGUCCUGGAUCCUGGGAUUAUUUCGAUGGUUCAAAAUACCGCUUUUCAGCAGCAGCCGCAGCCAUCGAGUUUCUCAGGUCUCUCCAAAAGAACAGGCGUGUUCAAAUACGAAAGAUCCUAUUACAGGAAGAUCACCAAGCUGUGUCAAACCCAGCAUGCCAUGCCCAAGGCCUAAUUCCAUUCUGCCAGGAAAACCCACUUCUUCGCGUUGAGCGCCGUGUUAAUCUAUGGAGAAAUGUCUUCUUGGGGCAUGUUUGGCAUAGCAGACAAGUUCAUGACCCCGAGGAUAUUUCGCCAGCGGACAUUGCUUGGGAUGUUACCGCCCAUGUGGCUGAGUGGAUCGUUGAAGCUUUAACUCUCAUUUCCGCGGGAAUGCCGGCAGGUUCGUUCACCAUGGUCUUGGACGGCGAGCCGGCGCCCGGCAGAUGCUCAGAGAUAUUCCAAACGAUACUUCAGCGAGACGUUGCCUGGCAGUCCGCUCUGGACGAGUGCUACGCUCGGGAACUUCUACCGACUCCAUCUUCCUACCAAAGGAGGAGCAACACGUGCUACACCUUCGAGGACUUCCCGCAAGCGGUCCGGGAUAUUGUCAAUAACACUUCCUUGGUUCGCUGCAACUUUGAUCCGGGUGAGUUAUAG
Messenger RNA from Phialemonium atrogriseum, 729 nucleotides. RefSeq lists its product as uncharacterized. The record is from RefSeq and is a predicted model, not a curated record. The annotation marks the transcript as partial. The transcript has a single exon. NCBI's taxonomy places the organism in Eukaryota, Fungi, Ascomycota, Sordariomycetes, Cephalothecales, Cephalothecaceae.